AGAUACGAAUAUAACUUCCGGUUGUGUUAUCUUAUAGGUAGUAGUAUCAUCAUCUAUUAGGUUUUCCUAAUAGCGAUCCCCUGCAGGUCCAACCUUUCGGCUACGCGCAGGGAACAGAUGGUACCUACCUGCUUACCAAAUGCUAUGUACCUACUACCCAGUAGGUGUUGCGUAACAGGCGCACAUCUUUUAACGAAUCAUUCCUCUGAUCAAGGAGAGAUCUGCAACAACGGUCUAAAUUGGGCUUACCCUAAUCUAGAUAUCUACCUAAUAGGUACCUUACAAUCCUCGUUUAAGAAGGACCAUUGUUAUCACUCAGGUAUCUCAUCAACACUUACGGCACCUGGAAAAUGUAUGCCGCUACAUUACUUGGCUUGUUGGCUGGAGCAGCGACCUCCGAGGCCUUGAAGUACGAUGUCCCCACAAGCAUCAAGGCCACGAACUGCCCAUUGCCAGCCAAUUAUACAGUCUCCGACUUCACCAUCUAUACGGAUACAGCCAACAAUACCAAAAGUGCUACUACCUUUAGUUUCUCUGACCCGAGCACGGGCAUUGAGACUUUCUGUAGCCGAAAUUCAACCUCGAAGCCCAGUGCCACAGGCACCAACCGAUGGCCCUGCGAUAAUUCCAUGGUUGCAUUUAUCUGGCAAACGACCGGAAUCGCUGGUUUGACCAUGAUUGAGCAAGCGUGUCCUGGAAGUGUUCCCCAGUUUGAAGCCUCGGGCCUGAUCGCACCAGAGCUGGCAUGCACGAAUUCCACUUCAGGGUCGACCUGCGUUGCUAAGCAGUCCCCAAUCUUUGGAGACUUUGAUAGCUUCGAGCCUGCUCCUCCUUCCUGAGGUUGCCAAGAAUGAUCAACCAAUUACUUCAAGAAAGCUUCAUUAUCAUAUGCCGUACGAAGUUUGUAAACCGGGAGAAACUCCGUACAAGAAGAAACGAAGAAACGAAGAAACGGAUGGUGGAAGCAUGAAUAUCUAAUUGUACGUUCCGGACGUGUUCAACAUUGUUAUGUAGACUCUAGAUAAUAGAUGAAGAGCAAUCAAGUUGCCUGUAUGUACAUACCUGUAAAAGGUAUGCACCUGGGACCUGGGUAUUUAUAAUGAAUUGAGGUUCAAUCAAGAUUCACACCAUGCAUUAAUAUGUCAUGCCUCUAAGCGACAACGGGCAUAGUGGCGCUUCUUGAUCGGAUAACAUCCAAUGCUUAAUCUAGCAGGU
Messenger RNA from Hypoxylon fragiforme, 1215 nucleotides. RefSeq lists its product as uncharacterized. The transcript has 4 exons. The coding region runs from base 351 to 839 and encodes 162 amino acids. Lineage: Eukaryota; Fungi; Ascomycota; Sordariomycetes; Xylariales; Hypoxylaceae. The record is from RefSeq and is a predicted model, not a curated record.